AUGCGAUCGUUCAGCCUUAUCACAGGGCUUAGUGCCUUAAUAUCCUUCUUUGUUACUACACUUGCUUUAGGAUCUGUUGACGAGACAUGCCAAAAAGGGCUCUACGUGAGCCUGUCCCCCUUGUCAAACGAUGUUUGGGCUCAAAGAUUCUGUUCCAGUGUAUACGAGAGAACCUCUACUGCUAUUGUGACCACGAUCGUCACCGAGACGACAGUUUCUGAUGCGGUCGCCACCACCACCUCGACCACGCUGACUACUACGACUGCAAGCACCACGACCACCUCAACAAUCACGACAACGACUACAAGCGUUAGCACAAGCACUACUGUCACUACUACAACUUCCACCUCGGUGUCAACCGAAACAAGUACUGCGUCCGUCACCGUAACUGCGGCUGCAUUAAAGAAGAGAUAUGUCGGAUGCCAGGAGACGAAGGCGACGUCGCGUAGAAGACCUACUGCGCCUGUCUUUCACGGCAAACCCUUUCAUCAGCCAGAGUUCAAGGCAAAACCUAAUCCAGAGUACAGUGAUGGGUCCGGUGAUUCGCCAUCAGACUACCAGGGACCAGCAGAGGCCAUGCAAGAUACUCCCACCAGACCAUUCCAUGACACUUCGCCCGAUUACCCAUGGCACGGAUCACCGCAUGGGGAAGACUCGCCAAGUAGCGAUAUAGCUUAUGGUCACAGUACUCCUACAGAAUAUACCCCGACCAUUCCGACCCAGGACGGGUACACAUCAGACUAUUUGGCUUCGCUCUACCACGGUUUACUAUCUCUGCCACCAGCUUCGGCAAGCCAAUACUGUUCAUGUUAUCAGUCUACAGAGACAUUUACGACAUCUACCACGACCAUCACGGCGGACACAACUGUGAUCACCUCUGGAACAGUCACAAAAGUGGUUACCAGAACGAUUAGCACCACGUCCACUUUUGUCUCCACGACGACCACGACUUCCACGGUACCCUCAAUAACGGAGAUCACCAGCACAGACACGGCCAGUACAACAACGACAACGACGACGACUUCGACAUCUACAAUAACGUUCACUCCUGUCCCCGUUGCCACGAGCUGUGUGGAUCUUGCACCGUCGUAUACUGCUGCAAAUGGCGAAGCGUUUAAUAUCCAAUGCUCUGCCCUCUUUUUCGGAGGAUCGAACCAAAUCGUAACGGUGCCGACUGAGAACUUCCGUGCUUGCCUUGAAUUGUGCUCCAAUACCGCGAAUUGCGUUGGUAUCGACUACGAUCGGUUCAAUGUAUUAUGUGUUCUGCUCAGUUCUGUUGGUGCGGGCAAUAACGAUCCCAAUUUUGAUCGGGCGGCGGUAGUGUAG
Molecule: messenger RNA, 1326 nt
Organism: Pestalotiopsis fici W106-1
Lineage: Eukaryota; Fungi; Ascomycota; Sordariomycetes; Amphisphaeriales; Sporocadaceae
Exons: 3
Coding region: 1-1326 (441 amino acids)
Source: RefSeq, a predicted model, not a curated record